UGAAGGCACACAUUUCUAGUCCCUUUUUCUCUUGUCACCUCCAAAGUCCACUCUCUGAUCAUUACCUCCAUUAACGAAAUCACAAAAACAAUCCAACUAGUAUUCAAUUUCCGAUCCAAAAAAUGUCUCAAAACCUCAAUUCAAGCCCAACUUACGACAUCAUAAUCUUAGGCGCCUCAGGUUUUACUGGCAAGUAUGUCAUUAGAGAAGCUCUCAAAUUCCUCAACAUCCCCUCUUCACCCUUAAAGAACUUAGCCAUAGCAGGCCGUAACACUACCAAACUUUCCCAAGCUCUCCAAUGGGCUUCCAGCCCAAACCCACCACCCGAAAUCCCCAUCCUCAACGCUGACACCACCGACCCGUCUUCCUUACGUCACCUCGCUUCCCAAACUAAGAUAAUGCUCAACUGUGUCGGCCCGUUUCGUCUUUAUGGUGAGCCCGUUGUUGAGUCCUGUGUUGAUUCGGGUUGUGAUUACUUGGAUAUUUGUGGGGAACCUGAGUUUAUGGAGAGAAUGGGAGUUAAUUACCAUGAUAAGGCUGUUGAUAAGGGUUCUUUGGUAAUUUCUGCUUGUGGGUUUGAUUCUGUUCCAGCUGAAUUGGGGUUGAUGUUCAAUUCGAGACAGUGGGUUUCCCCGGCUGUUCCUAAUCGGGUUGAGGCAUACCUUAGUUUAGAAUCGGAUAAGAGAAUUGUGGGAAACUUCGCUACGUAUGAAUCAGCAGUGCUUGGUGUGGCAAAUGCGGAUAAAUUAAUGGAGCUAAGGCGGAGUAGACCAAAAAGGCCUCGUCCUGUGAUCCCUGGACCUCCUCCUCCUAAAGGUCCAUUGAUGGACCACCUAAAGGAAGUUGGUGUUUGGGCUGUGAAUUUACCAUCAGCAGAUGCCAGUGUAGUCCGAAGAACACUUUCAUGUUUGGUUGAAAAUCCUCAUGGUUUACCUGGUGUUAAUGAAAGUAGUGAACAAGUUGAGAAAAGGGAGGCAUUUUGGUCAAGCAUAAAGCCAGCUCACUUUGGUGUGAAGAUAGCUUCGAAAUCUGUUUUAGGAGUUGUUCGUUUCAUUACAGUUGGUGUGUUCAUUGGUCUCUUUGGUAAAACUGGUAUAGGGAGGUGGCUGCUCUUGAAAUUCCCAUCAUUGUUCAGUCUUGGAUGGUUCAGGAAAAAAGGCCCAACUGAAGAUGAAGUGGCAAGUGCUACCUUUAAGAUGUGGUUUGUUGGACACGGGUUUAGUGAUGUCAGUCUUGCAUCAGAAGGAAACAGGAAACCUGAUACGGAGAUAAUUACAAGAGUAAUGGGACCUGAGAUUGGUUAUUUGACAACUCCAAUCAUUCUAGUCCAGUGUGCCCUCAUUUUGCUCAAGGAACGAGACAAUCUUCCAAAGGGAGGUGUUUUCCCACCUGGCAUUGUGUUUGGCCCGACAGACCUCCAAGACAGGCUUCAACAGAAUGGAAUAUCUUUUGAUGUCAUUUCAAAGAAGACUGUCUAACUAAAUGGUAGUACAGUGCAGUUAUAGUUAAUAGGGAAAAAUACAAACUUCUGCCAAAGAGAGAAUGAAACUAAUUACUUUUGCUUUCAUUUCAUAUUUUCUUCCGACUGUUUUCUUAAGUUCUGACAUGCUUUCUGAAUGCUUAAGGUGUUUCCUCAA
Messenger RNA from Lycium ferocissimum, 1637 nucleotides. RefSeq names its product probable mitochondrial saccharopine dehydrogenase-like oxidoreductase At5g39410. The transcript is spliced from 2 exons. The record is from RefSeq and is a predicted model, not a curated record. Gene Ontology annotation, molecular function: oxidoreductase activity. Gene Ontology annotation, cellular component: lipid droplet; plasma membrane; mitochondrion. Gene Ontology annotation, biological process: glycolipid biosynthetic process. Bases 123 to 1478 code for a protein of 451 amino acids. NCBI's taxonomy places the organism in Eukaryota, Viridiplantae, Streptophyta, Magnoliopsida, Solanales, Solanaceae.